Zootoca vivipara (common lizard) is the source of this 7768-nucleotide messenger RNA. It is a transcript of the gene CCDC71, whose product is annotated as coiled-coil domain containing 71. The record is from RefSeq and is a predicted model, not a curated record. Lineage: Eukaryota; Metazoa; Chordata; Lepidosauria; Squamata; Lacertidae.
GCCUCGUAUUUCCGGCGCUCCGCGGGCGGCCAUGUUGCAGGCGCUGGAACGGUGCAGCGGCUUUUUGCUGGGUCCCGCGGCGGCCGGUGACCUGCAUUGGCUUCCACGUGGUUUGGAUCCAUAAGAAGUUACUGCUAGCCUAAUGCCAUGAAUGUUGAGGCGGACAAUGCGGAAGAAAAAGCAGUCCAUUCGUGGUCAAGGAUCUCCUCCGCAGGACAGAAGGCCUUGGAAGAAGCUCUCCGAGUGUUCAACCCCAUGUCCAGGGACCUGUCUGACACGGAGACCCAGCUGGUAGCUUUUAUUCAAGGCCUCCGGGAGGAGGGCUACCAGCCCACCAUCCUCAGAAGCAAAGACGUUUAUGGGUACAGCUCGUGUACUGCCCGUAUGCCCGGUCAGGCAAAAACAGCUUCAAAAACAGCUGCCUCUAUUUCAGAAUCCGCAAAGGCUCCGGCUCGAAGCACCGCAGUCGUGGCAAAGGUACCUGGCCCCUUAGCAGGCAUUACCAUAAGUUCUCCCAAAGACUCUAAAAAGCCAUUGCCGAAGAGCAGUAAUUCCACAAACCUCCUGUUGAACUCCUUGAAACGGACACGUUCGGGCACGUCGAAUGCAUCUAUGGGCUUCCCUGCUCACUUGUACCCUGGUGUCUACCCGGCCAUGAGACUUUCUGUGGUGCUGGAAGCCUUGGUCCCCCUGAAAGGCACAGCAUCCUGCCUGGAGUCCAAAUGUGAACAAGGGCACCUUGGGAUUUCGCCCUCGGACCUUAAGCUCCUCAAGGCAGCUGGGGCGUCCAGGCAGCCUCCGGCCAUCAAAGCUACUAAAAUGACACCUGGCCAGUUGGACGCCAAAGGGUAUAGGAACCUGGUGAAAAAAGGACCGGACUCUGGCACUUUGGCGGUGAGCCUCGUAAAAGGACCCAAGGGUGGAGUUCUGCAGGAGAGCAACGCUUGCAAAGCCUCGGGGGUUCUGAACGGCAGGCUUUCUGGAAGCGCCUCCCAGAGCUGCAGCACUGGGACGUCCCGGACGAAGGAGCCACCCGCGGCCAAAACAGAACGGAGAGGCAGCAGCAGCAGCCCCCAGGAGACGGCCGAGCAGAAAAGGAAAAGAGCGGUGGAGGGGAAGGAGUUGCCGCACAGGAAGAAACCAAAUCCCGUCGUCUCGCCUCCCAGCAAACCAGACCUGGCGUCCGCAACUUUGAACCUGCUGAAGUUCCGGGCGAUCAAGGUGAACAGCUCUUCCGAUGACGAAUUGCGGAGGAGAGCCCAGAAGAUCCUCCGGGUUAAUCUGUCCCCUGUCAUCAGAAUCCAGCCGUUGCCUCACUCCCGCAGCGUCCCUUGAGUGGCUCGAAGAAGUUGGGGCCACGAAUGUGAGCGCGAUCGAACAGACUGCAGGCCUCUUGGGUGGGUGGGGGAGUUGUUGAGGAUAUCCAUGUUUGCAGUCCUCAGGCCUGUCACUAGCAGCUGGGGAGAGUUCUGCAGAGUUGGGCAACUGUUGGAUUAUACAUUAUAUAAAAAAACUUUUUAAAAUGUUGAAGGAGGCCUCGGAGGCUUCACCCCGAUAGAUAUAUGGAGCAGAGCAUUAGCCUUCCUCUAGAACACUUUUCUACCAUGCUUUUUUCAACAUGGCAGAGCGCACAUCUGGGAUGUGGCAACACCGGGGAUGAUUGGUGUACUGUGAUAUUUUACUUUUCUUUUUUAAAAAACAACAACAACAACCCUGUAAACCCACUUGGUUUUAAUUUGAUCAUAUUUUAUAUACGUAUUAUUAAAUAUAAGUAUCUACGGACUCACGUACAUGCAUUGCCCAAGGGUUGUCAGAAUGUGAUCCCUUCUUCAUUGCCCCCCCCCACCCCCCAAAUUGGUUUCAAAAGCUUUUCUCUCCAGUUUGUUGCUAGAUUGUUUAAUGGAAGGCCUUUGCCUGUCUGCAGUGUUGCCUCCCUUUGCUGUAAAUCUGAAUGGCUGGCUGCCCUUUACUAGCCGCUGGCUCCUGCUUGCCGCCCAUGCGACCACCUCAUAGAGCUGACUGGGAGAUAAAGGUUGCACAUCAGCUGGAAGAGUUUAUAGAAGGGGAAGGAGAAAACGCUGGCUUUCUCCGGUGCCCUCGUCCCUUCGCUUGACCAGAUUUUUUAAUCUCAGCAGACCAUGAGGCAGUGGUGGAGGAAAGGGGAUAUUUGGGGAAGAGAGUUGCCCCCAAAUAUGGAGACUUUGCAUAUGAAAAAAGUAGCAAGGGAGGACAGACCAAGGCCCCUGGCACGCCCCAAGCUAGCCGAAAAGGGUGCCUCACAAUUUAGUGCCAUGUUAGUGCCAUAGCGGGCAGGGAGGGCGCCUCUCUGUGGAAACCCCUUCUGAAGAUCUGGUGCCUCUCAGCAGAGUUCAUGGGGGGCUCUGCUUGCCAGCCACUUUCCUGUUUCCUGCGUUUUAUUCUCCAAAGGGCAAUUUAAUGAGCCAUAGUGGAAUUGACUCUCCCCUCUCUUUAGUUGUUUAAAAAAAGAACCUGUGGCUGCUUAGGAUAAAUAGUUUCUAGUGCCAUCGCUGGAACAUUUCUGCCACCAGACAUUUUAGUAUGUCUGACCUACAGCCAUUGGGCAUCUGCAUGUACCCAGGUGUAUCCUGCUGCAGUAAGAUAACAAGAGGUUUUCGGGCUUGAUGUAGAAGUAACUGGCCGUGAUUCUUGUUGCAAAAAGAAUCCUAGCAUUGCCUUUAAAGGUUCUUAACCUUGCCAGCACCUUCUUGAAAUACUGAUUUCAGGAAGAGUAUACUCUGUGCCAUGUUUGCAAGCCUAAGUUUGUUUUAAACCUGUUGAACCACUGUGGUGGAGGGUGGCGGAACUACUCUAUGAGCCAUUGGCAGAUGCUCUCACUUUGCAGAGCUGCCGGCACCAUCAUUCUGGAAAUCUGCCUUCUCACGCCUAGGCUGGGACAACCUUUGCUUUUAGCACAGCAGCUCAUCUAAGUAGCUGCUUGGCAUCUUUCCAUUGGGGGGGGGGUUUCCCUCUAGAUUUGAGCGACUCCUCUCAGUUGAGGCAAGGAGAAAAUCCAGCCUCUUCCGACUACGGCUCCAGCACUUGGGCCUGCCCCAGUUAAGCUGCUUUCAGAAAAUAUUCUCUCCAAAGGAUAAUAGACUUCCUUUCUGCAAUCACUUCUGAGUUAGGUAUUUUUGUCACUGGUAGAGCAAAAGGAAAACGGGGGAACCUUCCACCAAGCUGCUGUAGAUGCUUUAAGAAUGUUCUUCUCAAUGAACUUGUAGGAAAUCCUUUCUGUUCCACUCUUCCAAUAGGGAAUGUGCUAGGGGCAAGUUUCUUUACGAUGCCAUUUGUGUGCGUGUGCACACUCACACCAAGUGCCUGGCAAAGUCGAGAUUGGGUGGCAGUUGGGUGCGUCAGUACACAAACAAAUCUGCUUUUAGAGGAGACUGCUUUCCUCCCGGAACAGCUUUUGGUGCAGCCUUGGUUCUAGAUUUGUGCACCUGUUGUGCUCAUGACUGCGUAGGAGCAUAGCUUGGCUUCAUCUGUGUGACUUCUACCUGCUCAAGUGCCCUUGAGGGUUGUCGUUUUCAUUGGAGGAGUUACGGCUUGCUGAGGGAAUUCUUAGCCAACUCACAAAACUCUGCGUACCUGGAUUGUGUUCUAAAGGAAGAAACAGUUGUUACAGCAUGGAGGGGGAAACUCUGACACACACACACCCCAAGAUGUUGUUGGACUGCAACUCCCAGCAUUCUUGACCAUUGGCCGUGCUGCUUGGGGCUGAUGGGAGUUGCGAGUUUCCACAACAUCUGGCUGAACAAAUUAAUAUCUUGGAUCGAUAAGAGGAACAGAGAUAGCAACAUAUAUGGCAAUUAAAUGAGGCUCCACAACUGGUUUGCAGGCAGUAAAGGGAGAUUAGCCCUCUUUGCCCUAAAUACCAGAUGUGAGAUUGGCUGGAUGUGUCCAUGUGUGUGUACCAAGUCCCUCUGUAAAUGUCCUGGGCUGAAAGCUGUGAAAAGAAACAGAAAGAAAAAAAAAACCCAACAACAACAGACAAGGCUUCAGCCUGGUAUAGAAUCAUAGAGUUGUAAGGAACCCCAAGGAUCAUCUAGUCCGAUCCCCUUCAAUGCAGGAAUCACAACUAAAGACAGAUGGCCACCCAACCUCUGUUUCAAAAUCUCCAGUGCAGGAUAGUCUGCCACCUUCCAAGGUGCUUUGUUCCACUGUCGAGCAGCUCUUACUAUCGGAGAGUUCUUUCUCACCUGAAAAGGAAAAUGAUUUUUUAAAAUGGAAAUUCAUCAGGCAGUUUGCUUAUAUCAAUGCACCAUCAAUUUUGAGUUAUUUGUUGUGUCGCAACCUCUCCUUUUGGUUUUGCAAUGUUCAAAUUAGCCUGGAAAGGCAGUGUAACGCAGAAGCAGUUUAUGAAUAGCGCAAGACGAAAGCUCUUCCAUUCAAGCUCGGGGAAUCCCCCAGGGAUGAGGUCAAGAAGGUCUUCUAGGAAGCAUGUUUUCAAUCUGCUGCAGCCAAGCGUUCUGUUCCCAAAAGACACUAGCAUCAUGCCACUUAGCCCAGUAAAGAUAACUCUAAAGAAAACUUCAGCAGGUUUUCUAGAUAGCUUUUGUGCCUUUACAAUGGUCACAUCUACUUAGCCUGUAAUGUUUCCUCUCCCUGGUUGAUGCUUGAAAAGCCCACGUAGUUCACUGCAAUAAGUUAGCGCAAGGAGAUGAAUGGUCUCUUGCAUGGAAAUGAUUCCUCGAGCCUCUUAACGCCCAUCAGCUGAAGUGUGGGAGAACCUGUGAUGACCCCCGGUUGCUUGUAGCUUCAGUAGCAAGCUUUCCUCAACUAAAACGAUCUUACUUAAAAGAAUGCUAAGAGGGAGGCUGUGUCUCGUGGUGGAUGCUUAAAAACGGGACUGGUGCCAAAAGUGCUUGUAGACCUCCUCCGUCAAGAGCUCCACUUAAUUUUGGGCAUGGCGAAAUGAGGCCAGCGCUCGGCUCAUGCAUGCAACCUCCGCUCUCAGUUUCCAGGUGUCUUUGGAAUAGCCACCCUCAUGUAGUAAAGCUUCACAAUAGAUCUAAUUUCCUUAGAUCUGUCCUAUAUGUCUAUCUGCCAAGUAUUCUCUCUUCGGACUGGUGCUGGUUGUCAGAGCCUCAGGCAAGGGUCUUUCUAAGCCCCCUUUCCUUUUUAACUGAAGCUGCUGGGGUUGCACCAAGGGACUUCUGCAUGGGAAGCAGAUUAUCUACCACUGAGCUGCGCGGGUGCUUCUCUGCAUGCAUCCGUGCCUACUAGGUCACAGGGCCAGCCCCCAGCAUCCCAGUUUCAGAAGAAUCUUUGGGGGCAGGGGAAGAUUUAUUUUAGGCAAAGCAACCUUAGUAACUGCUGGAGGAGACUAUAAUGCGUUGGAUGCUAGGCGUGAGACAACUUCACACGUUGACGUAUGUAUUGAUCUCCAGCCUCCCAGUAGGAGAGCACGCCCGUGGUUAUGUUGUGGCUAUCUGGUAAUGACUACUCAGAGCUUCCAUCUUUGGGUCCUGGGCAGCUGUCUGCACUGCCCUGUUCCACCACCCUGCGAUUUCCUAAGCUGAAUCGGCUUGAGAUUUCCCUGGAAAGCUCUCUUGUGUUGUUGACUGGACUGAGCCCUCGCAUACUUGUAUCUCUGGGCUUGAAAGGUGAUCACUGGAUUCACUUCUGCACGGUAUUGAGUGCCUUUUGGGGGAGAGAGGCAAUUGGAAGGGGGAGAUGAGGCCCUUUGGCUGCACAGGCCCCUGGCCAGGUUCUGUCCAAUGCUACUCACAAUUCCACAGCUCCAGUACCAGAAAGCAUGCAUCAGAAUGGUCUCAGAUUGAGCCAUUCUUCAUGACGCUUGCAUUUUGUAAGGGAUUACAUAUUCUCUGUGGUUGGGAGUUAGCAACUGCGUUUGUAAGCUGAGAACAUGCUUCAUGCCCUCUUGGCUUGCUGGGCAUGUGGAGGCUCUGGAUGCGAUAAAUGUGAAUAAAUGCUGCUGCUGAGUGGCUAUGGACACCUGGAAGAAGGAAGCGAGAUUAGGAGUACUUACAAGAUAUUACAUGCACUUAGAUGCUCAGUCUCCUAUUCUUAGUCUCUUGUGACAGGCUAGUUCUGCUUUUGGGAGGGGGGGAGAAACUGUAGCCCUGCUCACUCAAACUGCACACACAUUCCAAUGUGAGUCAUGGGCGUAGCCCCAACAUCAAGUAAACAAAUAAUAGCUAACUAAAAGUAGAAAUUGUAGAAAAGUUUUGACAGAUUUUUUUCCUGAGCAUGGGGGUCAAAAGAAAGCGAUUAAAGACAUCUGUUGAGACAGUUCAUUCUGAAUCUGCUAGACCGAGCCAGACAGGUGGGUGUCCUACCUCCCAAAAAAAUGUAAGUCCUGGCUACGCCCAUGGUGUGAUUAGGGCCGUGUUGACCAGCCCACCCCUGACAUUUGCAAGAAGGGAGCUUUUGCAUGUGCCACUCUUAUGUUUGAAGCCUCCCUCCCUGCAGUCGUGUGGGAGGAUGCCAAGGGGCUCCUGUUGCUUUGAGAAUCUUCCCCGGGUUUUGUGGGUGAGCCCCAUGCUUCUCAUUGAGCAGCCUUGUCUUUGGGAGUUGGGAGGCGAUUGGGCAUGGGCAACCUGCCUCCUUCCUGCUUUCCUUGGUAUGCGUUUCCUACAAGAGUCGAUUGGAAGUGGUGGAUUAAGGCAACCCCAAAGACCGGUGACCUUCGCCGCAUGCUUUGCAGGACCCAGACCGAUCCCCAUCAGUCCUGUGAAACACUUCGCUGUGGCUGUGCCAGCAGGGAUUGGAAGUGCUAAAAUGUCGUGGGGAGGUCCUUGGGGAGCUGUUAUUUGGGUCUGUGGAGAGUGGUGGUCUGGAAAUGUCCCCUCCCCCCCCUGUUUUUCUUCCUAUUGCUCUGGACAGGGUAUUGCUGCUACACCAGUGCCUGGAACCGGGGAGGGUCUGUGGAAACAGUUGUUAAAACGCAAGGCAUUGAAAAACCACUGUGUCCCGGCUGUCUCUCUGCCUCUGCCAGUCUCCAUAUGCAAAGCACUUUGAAUUGUACCCUUUUGCACCCAAAGGACACGGGAGCCACAGAGGCGGUCUUCAUUUAUGUAGCACACCACGACACUCUCCUUGGUCCUUUGUGUUUCGGAUGCUGUCUUUCCUGAUAGACGUCACCUGCAGAGUAGCUAGAUUCUGCCAGCCAGACUACGGCGGGGCCAGCACAAGGUAUGGUGUGCGCGGCGGCCCUUCUCAUCGUUUCUACAUUGCCAAGCACAAACCUGGUGUCCUUUCAUGGAAGUGGAUCUCAUCUCCAGCCCUGAACUUGUGGCCACCCGCCAUUUCCACAACGUGCUGUAAACCUUGAUAUAACAUUAUAUAGACAGACAUAUAUUUUUCUCUGGUCAUUGGUUACUUCUCUCCUGUGGCUCCCUGGCACUAUGUGGGAGGAGAAGCAAACAGAACACUUUGGUAUUAUGGGUUUGAACCACCACCUGGCUGCCUCGCAAGAGCAGAUUUCUCUCCCAUUCAAUUUCUUGGUGCAGGACGCUCUCUGAAGCUCUCUGUUUUGAUGUUACAUAUACAGCCAGCCCACCGUUUACGGUUUCAGUGUUUGUAUAUUUUUGGAACAGCCUUGUGUGACGCAAGGCAAUUUUUUGAGUAUUAUGUUUUCGCCAAGGAGGGGAAGGGAACAAAAAAAACCCGACCUGUCUUUUAUUUUUUAAAUGAAGUGAAACUUUUCUUUCCUUGGUUUUGGAAUUGUAGCAGAUGUUCCCCGCUCUGCCAUUCUACAUAAAAAAUGGUGCUUCAAAACCCA